CGUGUCCCCAUGGAACGGGGAUGGGGUGUUAAAGAUACGUUGUUGUGUUCUUUAGGUCUCUUGUUGCACAUAUUCUAUAUUACAGUGUCUUUAUACCGUAUCAGCUUCUUUCAAAUAAACAUGUCGUCCCUCAAAGCAGCACAGGCGGUACAAAGUAUCGCUCCGUUCCAUCACGCGUUCCCCGUACACUCAGUAGCGGCCACCAGAGAGUUCUAUGGCAAUGUUCUGGGUUGCAUAGAGGGCCGGUCACACGGGGAAAAAUGGGUGGACUUCAGCCUCUUUGGCCACCAGAUUGUGUGUCAUCACGUUGGCGAUAACCACAGAAGCGCUGAAUACUUCUCAGAUGUAGAUGUUGACGAAGUACCAGUUCCUCACUUUGGGGUAGUGCUUGACGAGCCAGAUUUCCACGCUUUCGCAGAUCGGUGUAAGAGUAAAGGUGUUAAGUUUGUUAUCGAGCCGCACAGAAGAUUCCAAGGACAACCCGGCGAGCAGUGGACAAUGUUUUUCAAAGAUCCAUCCAACAACAGUUUAGAGUUCAAAGCUAUGAUUAACAAGGAAAACUUGUUCGCAAAGUACGAUCAGGAUGGUUAUUCCACCCACAUAUCACAAUGAGGCAAUAGAAUGGACUGGUGAUAAGUGUGGACACCCUCCCUGAACGAACUCAAAAAAAAAUUUAUCACAAGAGAGCCGAGGACUUGAAAUAUAGAAACAGUACAGUAAAAGUAUUGUUGGCCCUUGUAUAUGCCGAAACUAAUAGAUCUCUAUUUCCAUUGCUAUCUGUUGCCCGGGUUUCAUCAAUUAGUUUCGCUUCUGUCAAGCUGGUGUCCACGAUAUAGCAGGAUUCCGUACAGACCUAUUGGCUUAGUGAAUAAAGCUGGGUCCAUACACAUGCAAAAAAACGGUCUGGGAUUCUCUCCUUUACGUGUGCUUUGAUUGCAUGUGCGACCGGAGAUCAAAACACAUAUAGCUCAAACUCGCAUCGAUUGCUUUAGAUUCAAAUUUUCUUGUCUCCACGUG
This is a messenger RNA of Sphaeroforma arctica JP610, 1017 nucleotides long. RefSeq lists its product as hypothetical. The transcript is spliced from 4 exons. The record is from RefSeq and is a predicted model, not a curated record. The coding region runs from base 10 to 612 and encodes 200 amino acids. Lineage: Eukaryota; Ichthyosporea; Ichthyophonida.